Glycine soja is the source of this 751-nucleotide messenger RNA. Its product is annotated as ribosomal protein S19, mitochondrial-like. NCBI's taxonomy places the organism in Eukaryota, Viridiplantae, Streptophyta, Magnoliopsida, Fabales, Fabaceae. Gene Ontology annotation, cellular component: ribosome; cytosolic small ribosomal subunit. The transcript has 2 exons. The coding region runs from base 172 to 555 and encodes 127 amino acids. Gene Ontology annotation, molecular function: structural constituent of ribosome; RNA binding. Gene Ontology annotation, biological process: translation; ribosomal small subunit assembly. The record is from RefSeq and is a predicted model, not a curated record.
CAAAAUGGUGAGUGAAGCUUGCUUUCGAUACCAGUUUGCUUCACUCUGCCUUUCCUUUCCCUUCAUAGCCCAAACCCUAAACGCCGUUGGUUAUUCCCGCCGGCAACCAUUUCAGUGGCUUCUUCCGCCGUCGCCGCUCAUUGCCAGUGCUCCAUUUUCUGAUCAGGAAGAAUGAGGCCUACAAUGAUGCUUAGGGCUCUAACCAAGCAGUUUCUUGGAAUUGUAGGCGAUGCAGCAAACACUGUUGCUAAGAAGCCCCCCCUGCCUCCUCCUCUGGUGUCACGCAAACCUGCUUUCAUUGAUGCAUUCUUGUACAAGAUGAAGAAGAACCCAAAUCUUUUGUCGAACAAGACCAUUUGGUCACGGAGAUCCACUAUCUUGCCAGAAUUUGUUGAUACCACUGUCAAGAUUUACAAUGGGAAAACCACUAUUCGUUGUAGGAUCACUGAGGGAAAAGUGGGUCAUAAGUUUGGAGAGUUUGCUCUCACCAGGAAACGCAAGACCAGAGAACAAGCCAAUGCCAAAAAUGUUAAACAACUUAAGAAAAAGAAGUGAUAUUUAUCUUCUGUACUUUUGGACAAAAAUAAUUUUGCAGAUAUUUUAUUUUCUGCAAUUAUUUACAUCAAUCUGUAUGUUUCUUAGGUUCUCUAGAUUGUAUUUGAAGACCUAAUAGUUUUCCCUGUGAGAAUAUUGGCAACAAGGAUUUUGAUGAAAUUUGACCGUGAUUGCAGUUGAAUCGCUUCUUUGACUA